Messenger RNA from Nelumbo nucifera (sacred lotus), 6742 nucleotides. RefSeq names its product single myb histone 1-like. The record is from RefSeq and is a predicted model, not a curated record. Gene Ontology annotation, molecular function: double-stranded telomeric DNA binding. Gene Ontology annotation, biological process: nucleosome assembly. Gene Ontology annotation, cellular component: nucleosome. Lineage: Eukaryota; Viridiplantae; Streptophyta; Magnoliopsida; Proteales; Nelumbonaceae.
UUUUUUGAAAAGCCAUAUCUGACCACCGGAAGGCGGUAGCUUGGUUUUAAACGCCCAUAUCUGACCACCGCAAGCCGCAAGCACGUCGCCGAAGAAACAGAGAGAAAAGCUUCCGCUUGGCAUUUGCCGGAAAAGUCGAAAUCCAUUCAUGGCCGCGAUUAUAGGUUACUAGGUCAGUUUAUUUGGAAUCUUAGGUUUAAAGUCAAUGGGUGCGCCUAAGCAGAAGUGGACGCCUGAAGAAGAAGCUGCACUUAGAGCUGGAAUUGCUAAACAUGGGCCAGGCAAAUGGAAAAUAAUACUAAGAGACCCAGAAUUCAGCCAUGCAUUGGCUUCACGUUCGAAUGUGGACCUCAAGGACAAAUACAGAAAUGUGAAAGUUAUGGAGAAUGGAGGUGGAUCACGGGAGAGGGCUAGGUUAUUAAUGAAAUGGAAUCAACAGAUCCCCAAGCAUGAUGAUUAUCAGAAGGCUUCUUCUGAUCCAAAAAAUGAUCAGAUGGCUUCUAGCACAGAAAUUGGGAGCAUAAAAGAUGAAAUUAUUGAUGCUAAGCCUCUUGCUAUUUCUGGUCCAGAAAAAUUGGCAGAGAAUUCCAGUCCGUUGAAGAAUUCAAUUUCAAGGCUAGAGGAUCUAAUAUUGGAAGCUGUAGCCAUAUUAAAGGAGCGAAAUGGAUCUAACAAGAGUGCUAUAGCAACAUAUAUAGAGGAAAAAUACUGCAGAGUCCAAAAGUUCAACAAGGUCUUGAGUAUGAAGUUAAAUGCUUUGGUAUCAAGUGGAAAACUCAUAAAGGUAAAUCGCAAGUACCGGCUUCCAUCAAGUCAAGCUCUGCUAGAAGAAAGAAAACCUGACGCUCCACUUCCACCAUGUCCAAUUCUGCUGGAAGAAAGAAAACCUGGCGUUCUACUUUUGGAGGGAAGGCCGAUAGAAUGCAAAAAAAUCGAAGAAAAAGAUGUCAAGCCUCUUACAAAGUUUCAGAUUGAUGCUGAACUUCAAAAGAUGAGGAACAUGACUGCAGAGGAGGUAGCUGCUGCUGCCGCUAAGGCAGUUGCAGAGGCAGAAGCAGCAAUGGCAGAAGCUGAAGCAGCAGCUCGGGAAGCAGAGAUGGCAGAAGCUGAUGCAGAAGCUGCACAAGCAUUUGCUGAAGCAGCAAGGCUAACUUUGAAAAACUUAACUGCUUCAGCUGUGGGAGUAAUCUCUCUCUCUCUCUCACACACACACACGCACACACACUCACACACUCACAUGCAGACAUAAGGUGGGGGAUGGAUAAGAUAGCAUGGAAAAAAUAAUCAAGAAUUAGGUGAUUCUGUAAAGACUACUGGAACAGACCAACAGAAAGCAGUUAAUCAGUUUUACAAGAGGAGGCCACAUCAGCACAACUAAUCGUCCACUUGCAACAGCUGUAACAGAAAGAAAUCAAAGAUUGUAAACAAUAUAAGUAGUGAAGCACAAAGAGAAAUAAGACAGUAAUUCUUUCGGCAUUAAUCUCUCUCUCUCCUUCCAACGAAUUCAAGAGGUUGGCUCCCUCGAAGAGUCCUGAGUUAGGCAGGUUCCUAACAUAUCAGAGCUAGCAUGACCAACACAAGAAACACGUCAGUAGACACCCGAGUGGAUCAGAUGGAGGUAGAGAUCCAUCGAAUGUCUUCAGAUCUCAAAGAAAUGGAGGAAGGUUUCAUUGCUCUCCUCAAUCAGCUGGAGCAAGUGGCAAUGAACAACGACAGAGGAAGCCAAGAAGAGCGCAGCAAUGAAAACAACCGUAGAACAGGGCCGGCGGCAACGAGAGCAGCCAAAAUCGAUUUCCCCAUCUUCUCAGGCGGCAACCCAACUCCCUAGAUUCUCAAAGCCGAACGGUACUUCGAUUACCAUGAGACACCUGGGCAAGACAGGGUAGCUUUGGCUUCUGCGCAUCUUGAAGGGUAAGCUAUCCUCUGGUUUCAAUGGUACCGACGGGGGCACCCUCGUUAAAAUUGGGCAAACUUCACUGAUGCCAUGACUAUCCGUUUUGGAUCGUCUGGGUUCGAAGAUCAUGAUGAGAGUUUGGCAAAGCUACGACAGGUGGGAUCAAUUAAAGAUUACCAGAUGGAGUUCGAAAAGCUAGCCGUGAGAGUCCAAGGGUGGACGGAGAAGGCGCUUGUGGGAAGCUUCGUCGACGGCCUAAAAGAAGAACUACGACUAGAAGUGAAGGCGAUCAACCCACUUCAUUCAUAAAUGCAGCAACACUAGCAAGAUUGUAUGAGGAUAAGUUCGCUCAAGCAAGAAAGGUGCAAUGGCCAUGGGGUCCAGGAACCAGGACCACAACACCAAACAAAGAGGAAGGAAUAUUGCGCCCAUGCCCAUUGGUUCCUUUCAAACGGCUGACCUGGGUAGAGAUGCAAGCCCGUAGAGACAAAGGACUUUGUUACAACUACAAAGAGAAAUUCGGGUCGGGCCAUUGGUGCAAGAAACAACAAGCAUUUCUCCUCCAAAUAAAUGCCGAAGAGGAAGACAACCUCACCGGUUGCAGGGAAUCUAACCCAAGGUGGGAAAUACAACCUAAUGGCACACCUGAAAUAUCUCUACAAGCCCUUACGGGACUUGCGUCCCCUCAAACAAUGAGAGUUGCAGGGCUAAUCUAGGGACGCCAAGUGUCAACCCUCAUAGACAGUGGCAGUUCCCUUAACUUCAUAACUCAAGUCUUGGUGGAUAAAAUGAGACUCCCAGUUCACCCAACAACUUUUACGGUUCAUGUGGCCAACGGUAAUAGCCUAUCUUGCAAUAGCAUUUUCAUGGGCUUACCACUAAAGGUUCAGGGUCACCAGUUUGCGGUGGACCUAUAUCCUCUUCAUCUCAUUGGAGUGGACAUGGUGCUAGGCAUUCAAUGGUUAAGACAGCUAGGGUCCGUUAUCUAUGACUGGGCCCAUCUCACCAUGGACUUCACAUCAGGGAACUCUACAGUCCAUCUACAAGGGCAAACAUGGAAGGGUCCAAGGCCCAUCAAUCUUGCAACAUUAACAAAGCAAAUGGGAGAUCCAGAUCAGCCCACAUUCAUGCACAUGGACUCAAAUUGGACCAGCCCAUCUUUAGCUAACAGUAGCCCAAAUGGGCCUAGAGACUUCCAAAGCCGCCUACAACAACUCCUUCAGCAAUAUGGCAGCAUGUUAGAAGAAUCCCAAGAACUUCCACCAUGCUGGGAGCAUGACCACCGCAUCCCCCUCAUGCCGAGAGCUGCCCCAACCAAUGUAAGACCCUACCGAUACCCUUACUUUCAAAAAUUUGAAAUCGAGAAGCAAGUUCAAGAUAUGCUUAAGUAAGGAAUAAUACAACCCAAUCACAGCCCAUUCCCUUCACCAGUAUUAUUAGUCAAAAAGAAGGAUGGGACGUGGCGAUUUUGUAUUGAUUACAGAUCCCUUAACAAUAUCACCAUUAAAGACCGAUUUCCAAUACCGGUCAGUGAUGAGCUGCUUGAUGAACUCAGUUAACUCACCAUAUUCUCAAAAUUAGAUUUACGAGCUGGGUAUCAUCAAAUAAGGGUACAUAGGGAGGAUGUUCACAAAACGACUUUCAGGACCCAUGAUGGCCACUAUGAGUUCCUGGUCAUGCCAUUUGGGCUGACCAAUGCUCCAGCCACAUUUCAAGCAUUAAUGAACGACAUAUUCUGGCCAUAUUUACGUAAGUUCAUCUUUGUUUUCUUUGAUGAUAUAUUGGUCUAUAGCCCCAAUUGGGAGGAACAUCAGAAUCAUCUACAGGUCACCCUAGCAACACUUGAGGCCCACCAAUUGUUCGCUAAAGAGUCCAAGUGCUCCUUUGGACAAAACCAAGUUCACUACUUGGGACAUGUUGUAGAGAACGGAACUAUAGCGGCCGACCCAGAUAAAAUCUCUAGUAUAAUGGGCUAGCCGCAACCCAAAAGUGUGAGAGUUGAGGGCUUUCUUGGGCCUGACUGGGUACUACUGCCGCUUCAUCAAAACUACGGCCUAAUAGCUACCCUGUUGACCCAAUUGCUGAAACAAGAUGCUUUUCACUGGUCAACCCAGGCCCAACAAGCUUAUGAGUAGUUGAGACAGGCAGUUGUGAGCCCUCCAACAUUAGCAUUGCUCGAUUUCACAAAAGACUUCAUCAUUGAGUGUGAUGCCUCCGGUCAAGGUGUUGGGGCUGUUCUCAUGCAAGAGGGGCGACCACUAGCCUUUUUCAGCAAGGCUUUAACAUCAUCACAAAAGUGGGCUAAAUUAGUUUAUGAACGAGAAUUAAUAGCAGUGGUCUUAGCAGUCCAACGUUGGCGAUCUUACUUGCUCGGUAGACGGUUCAUAAUUCGGACCGACCAUCAAAGUUUGAAGUUCUUAUUGGAUCAAUCAGUCCUAUCCCCGGAACAACGAUGGAUAUCCAAGCUACUGGGGUACGACUACAUAAUUGAAUACAAAAUAGGGGCUGCUAAUCAGGUGGCUGACGCCCUCUCACGGCACCCACAAUCAUUUCAGUUACUAGUAUCUUCCCCAACUUCUCCACUCCUAGAUCUACUUCGGAAAGAAGCCCAAUCCCAUAGAGAGUUACAGCAGUUGAAGGCCCAAGUAUUGGCAAAUCCCUCACUGCACCCUGGGUACACCAUUAAGAAUGUUCUACUCUUCUUCAAAGGACGCCUGGAAAUUCCAACGGAUUCUGCUCAUCUCAGGAAGCUCCUGGAAUUAUUCCAUGCCUCAUCCACAGGUGGCCACUCUGGCAUCCUACGAACACAAAAACACAUCGCCACACAAUUCCAUUGAAAAGGCAUGCGUACAUCUAUCCAGAACUUCAUAGCCGGGUGUGCAGUAUGCCAACAAAACAAGUCGGCCACUAUAACACCAGCAGGCCUCUUGCAACCACUCCCAAUACCAACCCAAGUUUGGGGUGAUAUAUCAAUGGAUUUCAUCACAAGAUUGCCCGUUUCUGCCAGCAAAACAGUUAUCCUUGUGGUAGUGGAUAGAUUGACGAAAUAUAGUCAUUUCCUUCCUCUAUCACACCCAUUUACAGCAGUCACAGUUGCUGAAUUGUUCCUCUGGGAAAUUGUACGCCUACACAGGCUCCCCAGCUCAAUUGUAUCAUACAGUGAUCCUAUUUUUAUGAGUCAUUUCUGGGCUGAGCUUUUUUGCCUACACGGGGUUAAACUCUUCAAGUCAACUAGCUAUCACCCCCAAUCUGAUGGACAGACAGAGGCGGUUAACAAGAGUCUCGAGACAUAUCUGAGAUACUUUGUAGGAGAUCGACCAAGACAAUGGGUGAAGUGGAUCCACAGGGCUGAAUGGUGGUACAACACCACUUUCCAUAGCGCCGCUGGGAUGACACCUUUCAGAGCUCUAUAUGGUCAGGAUCCUCCCCUUCUACUUCCUUGUGAAAAAGGGACCACCACAGUAGCGGCCUUAGAAGAACAGCUGACACAACGAGAUGAGGUGUUAAAGGAACUGAGACAUCAUCUCUUACAGGCACAGCAAUGGAUGAAGCACACCUAUGAUAAACAUCACAAGAAUGUCCAAUAUGAAGUCGGUGAUUGGGUGUUUCUCAAAUUAUAACCUUUCAGACAGAUUUCAGUUGCAAGCCGACAGUGGAAGCCCACGCUAUUUUGGACCAUUUAAAAUCCUUGAGAGAAUAGGGGCAGUGACCUAUAAACUGCACCUUCCGGCAACAUCAAAACUGCACCCUGUAUUCCAUAUCUCCUUACUGAAGAAAGGGCCGAAGCCAGGAGUCAUUACAAGUGCGACCCAUCCCACAUUUUCAGAGGAAGGACUAGUGCAGAUUGAUCCAGCCCACAUCAUUGAUUUUAGAUGGGUGGACCGGGUUGGAAGAAUCAUACCAGAAGCAUUAGUUGUUUGGUCUAAACUCCCAGAAGAGGAUGCAACUUGGGAAUCCUACUUAGGUCUGCAAUAUUUUCCCACAUUAGACCUUGAGGGCAAGGUCACUCUAAAGGAGAAGGGGGGAUUGUAAAGACUACUGGAACAGACCAACAGAAAACAGUUAAUCAGUUUUACAAGAGGAGGCCACGUCAGCACAACUAAUCAUCCACUUACAACAGCUGUAACAGAAAGAAAUCAAAAACUGUAAACAGUACAAGUAGUGAAGCACAAAGAGAAAUAAUACAGUAAUUCUUUCGGCAUUAAUCUCUCUCUCCUUCCAACGAAGUUCGUAACAGAUUCUAACGAAUCUGACCUUCKAAAGCCUGUUGACUGGUCACCAAAAGUUUGUUGACUAUUCAGAUCAGUGCAAAGUUUCAAUUAACUGGGCACCAUAGGGUUCUUUUGCCAUGCAGAAAUUGCAGCAGCCAUUCUGGGGUCAAACGAACCUACCAGAUCUGACAUUGCUGUUCUGUACUAGCAUUUAACAGCUAAUACCUGCAUAAGAUCAAUCUUAAUAUUUUUAUUCCUUGUAGUGGUGAUAUUUACAGGAAUCUUUUGCUUCUGCAGAUGGUUCACGGUUGACCAUAAACAUCAUGAUUCAGCUCAAGGAAAAAUCAACAUCUCAAGACUGUUCCUCAUUUUGUUCAUAGAACCCCGGUCACUCGUAUAGGGACUGGUGGGUGCAUUGAACAGGUUUUCGGAUUUAAAAAUCAUAUUGUAAAGAAGAGGAAGUUUCCAAUUUUUUGUGGACUUAUUCUGUGUUGAUCUCAGAUUUUUUGACUUAAAUGAGCUUUGAUGGUAGAGCUGUUGAUGAGAUAUGUCAAAGAAAAUGAGUAUACAUGUAUUGGUUCAUUUUUGUAGAUAAAGCCCAAAAAAAGCUUCUUUUUGGCAUUGCAUUGGGUCUCAA